ACAAGACGCCAUAUUGCUCUCAGCUGGACUCGGGAGGUUGCGUAAAGGAAAUAAUAAUACCUAGCUACACCUAGGCGUUUCUGACAUUAUUCAUCUUAAAUGGACGAGAUGGCAAGCCCAGGGAAUGACCGAAUGAAGAGUUACAAGAACAAAGCGCUGAACCCACAGGAGAUGCGCCGGAGGAGAGAGGAGGAGGGGAUCCAACUCCGCAAACAGAAGAGAGAAGAGCAGCUGUUCAAGAGGAGGAAUGUGUGUGUGCCCUCGGGCGAUGAGUCCAUGUUGGAAUGCCCUAUCCAGGACCCUGACAUCAGCUCCACUGCACCAGUCUCAGGUGAAGGUGUCAUAACUCCAGACAUGAUCCAGAUGAUCUUCUCUGAGGAUCCAGACCAGCAGCUGAUCGCCACACAGAAAUUCAGGAAAUUACUCUCCAAAGAGCCCAACCCUCCCAUCGAUGAGGUCAUCCUCACCCCAGGGGUCGUCAAUAAGUUUGUGGAGUUCCUCAAGAGGAGUGAGAACUGCACUCUUCAGUUUGAGGCAGCCUGGGCCCUGACCAACAUUGCCUCAGGGACCUUCCUGCACACCAAGGUGGUUAUCGAGACAGGAGCAGUGCCCAUCUUCAUCGAGCUGCUCAACUCGGACUACGAGGAUGUCCAGGAGCAGGCCGUGUGGGCCCUGGGGAACAUCGCCGGGGAUAACGCAGAGUGCAGAGACUACGUUCUCAACUGUGGCAUCCUGCCCUCCCUACAACAGCUGCUGGCUAAAUCCAACCGUCUCACCACAACUAGGAAUGCUGUAUGGGCUCUGUCUAACCUGUGUAGAGGGAAGAACCCCCCUCCAGACUUCGCCAAGGUGUCUCCCUGUCUGAGUGUGCUGUCCAGGCUGCUGUUCAGUAGUGACCCAGACGUGUUGGCUGAUGCCUGCUGGGCCCUCUCCUACCUGUCUGACGGACCCAAUGACAAGAUACAGACUGUCAUCGACUCUGGGGUCUGCCGCAGACUGGUGGAGCUACUCAUGCACAGUGACUAUAAGGUGGUCUCUCCUGCACUACGUGCUGUGGGCAACAUAGUGACAGGAGAUGACAUUCAGACUCAGGUGAUUCUGAACUGCUCGGCGCUGCCCUGCCUAUUACACCUGCUCAGCAGUCCCAAGGAGUCCAUCAAGAAGGAGGCCUGCUGGACUGUGUCUAACAUUACAGCUGGAAACCGAGCACAGAUCCAGACGGUGAUAGAUGCCAACAUCUUCCCAGUCCUGAUAGAGAUUCUUCAGAAGGCAGAGUUCCGCACCAGGAAGGAAGCAGCGUGGGCUAUAACCAACGCUACCUCUGGGGGCACUCCUGAGCAGAUCAGGUACCUGGUUAGUCUGAACACCAUCAAGCCCAUGUGUGACCUGCUGACAGUGAUGGACAGUAAGAUAGUGCAGGUGUCUCUGAACGGCCUGGAGAACAUCCUGAGACUGGGAGAGCAGGAGGCCAAGCAGAACGGCACCGGCAUCAACCCUUACUGUGCCCUUAUAGAGGAAGCCUAUGGUCUGGACAAGAUAGAGUUCCUGCAGAGCCAUGAGAACCAGGAGAUCUACCAGAAGGCUUUUGACCUGAUCGAGCACUACUUUGGUGUGGAGGAGGAGGACGCUAGCAUCGCCCCUCAGGUGGACCAGAACCAGGGCCAGUUCAUCUUCCAGCAGCAGGACGGGCCCAUGGAGGGCUUCCAGCUCUAACCACACCCUGACCUUUGACCUUCGCCCCUCUGAGUAUCUACUAC
Molecule: messenger RNA, 1757 nt
Organism: Coregonus clupeaformis (lake whitefish)
Lineage: Eukaryota; Metazoa; Chordata; Actinopteri; Salmoniformes; Salmonidae
Product: importin subunit alpha-6
Exons: 14
Coding region: 100-1713 (537 amino acids)
Biological process (GO): NLS-bearing protein import into nucleus
Cellular component (GO): nucleoplasm; cytoplasm; nucleus
Molecular function (GO): protein binding; nuclear import signal receptor activity
Source: RefSeq, a predicted model, not a curated record